This is a messenger RNA of Girardinichthys multiradiatus, 3249 nucleotides long. Its product is annotated as ATP-dependent zinc metalloprotease YME1L1-like. Gene Ontology annotation, molecular function: ATP hydrolysis activity; ATP binding; metalloendopeptidase activity. The record is from RefSeq and is a predicted model, not a curated record. Gene Ontology annotation, biological process: protein quality control for misfolded or incompletely synthesized proteins; mitochondrion organization. Lineage: Eukaryota; Metazoa; Chordata; Actinopteri; Cyprinodontiformes; Goodeidae. Bases 202 to 2370 code for a protein of 722 amino acids. The transcript has 18 exons. Gene Ontology annotation, cellular component: mitochondrial inner membrane.
AUUUGACCUCAGAUGCCGGGGGAGAAUCCAUUUGCCGAUGUUAGCUAAAAGAAAGUUGUGCAACUGUCGAGAAUUGUGUAACGGGAGAACAAAAAGGGCAUCGCUGGGAGCCGGACUGGUUCGUUAACGUUUUAUUGGGGUUCUGUCCUCACAUUGUAACCCACUAAAGACAGAUUCUGGCAAAUAUUUACGGGAGAAAAAAUGUUUUCUCUCUCGAUGUCAUUUCAACCUCAGCAGAUGGUAGUGCCUCUCAGUCAGGUCGUCAACGCCCUCCACUCGCUGAAGAGCUCAGCUUCAGCUUCGGUCCAUUCUUUACACAAAGAGUUCAGACAGGAACACAGUUCAUACCUGAAAGAGCCGAGUGUCAGUCUGAGGGAUCUGGGCCUUUCAGAGGUCCAGGGGAGUCAGCUCAAUGAACUGGUCUGCAGGUUACUGCCCAUACCGAGUCCUGAAGAACCUCCCACUGUUACUUCUAUAUGGAAGGCUAGUCACGUUUCCGCACACAGCUUCUUUCAAAACAAACAUGGCUUUUCUCAAAGAAGAUUAUUAGGUUCUGGUUCUCAGUUAUUCCCCCGUCGGUACCAUAGCCCUCUUCGAGACGUUUGCUCUGAACUGCAGUUCUUGCCUGUGUGGCUUCAGACCCGGGGCUUCAAAACUCUUAGAAAAAAGUCCAGAGGAGUGGAAUCAGGUUAUGAUGGUCCAGUGGAAUCUGAGGCCUACACACCAACUUUCAUGAAGGGUUUGCUCCUCAGGGAUAAAGGAGCAGAAGUCCAGUCCCUGGACCAAGUGGUAAAACUAAGGAACCUUCCUGAAAACCAGCAGGAAACUUUCAAGACAGGUUUCACUGAGGGGUUCAUGAGGUCUCAAGCUUUAACUCAGAGAACACAAGACUCAUUGAGGAGAACCAGACUGGUCCUGCUGGUCCUCCUACUUAUUGGUAUUUAUGGCCUCUCAAGAACCCCUUUUCUCUCUGGUAAAGGCCCCUUUUCUGACGCCGUGAGGUUUCGCACCACGUCUGGCCUCGACUCUGCGGUCGAUCCCAUCCAGAUGAAGAAUGUGACAUUCGAGCACGUCAAAGGAGUGGAGGAGGCGAAGAACGAGUUGCAGGACGUUGUUGAGUUUCUCAAAAACCCACAGAAGUUCACGGUCUUGGGUGGAAAGCUGCCUAAAGGGAUCCUUCUCGUCGGCCCCCCUGGCACAGGGAAGACCCUUUUGGCGCGAGCUGUAGCCGGGGAAGCCGAUGUUCCUUUCUACUACGCCUCCGGAUCGGAGUUUGACGAGAUGUUCGUGGGCGUCGGCGCGAGUCGCAUCAGGAACCUCUUCAAAGAGGCAAAAGCAAACGCUCCCUGCGUCAUCUUCAUCGACGAGUUGGACAGUGUGGGAGGAAAGAGGAUCGAGUCUCCGAUGCAUCCCUACUCCAGACAAACCAUCAACCAGCUGCUGGCUGAAAUGGACGGGUUCAAACCCAAUGAAGGCGUCAUCGUCGUCGGUGCUACAAACUUUGCUGAAGCUCUGGAUAGUGCACUGGUGAGGCCUGGCAGAUUCGACAUGCAGGUGACCGUCCCCCACCCCGAUGUCAAAGGACGCAAAGAGAUCCUCAACUGGUACCUCUCCAAGAUCAAAGUGGACCCUGCCGUCGACGCCGAGAUCAUCGCCCGAGGCACAGUGGGUUUCUCUGGGGCAGAACUCGAGAACCUGGUCAACCAGGCCGCCCUGAAGGCAGCCGUGGAUGAGAAGGAGAUGGUCACAAUGAAAGACCUGGAGUUCGCCAAGGAUAAGAUCCUCAUGGGUCCCGAGAGGCGUAGCGUUGAAAUAGACAAAAAGAACAAGACCAUUACAGCGUACCACGAGUCCGGACACGCCAUUGUUGCCUAUUACACCAAAGAUGCGAUGCCCAUCAACAAGGCCACCAUCAUGCCCAGAGGACCAACUCUCGGCCAUGUGUCCAUGCUCCCCGAGAACGACCGCUGGAGCGAGACACGAGCCCAGCUGCUGGCUCAGAUGGACGUCAGCAUGGGCGGUCGCGUCGCAGAGGAGCUCAUCUUUGGAGACAACAAUAUCACCACAGGAGCCUCCAGCGACUUUGAUGGUGCAACCAAAAUAGCUAAACUGAUGGUGACCAGGUUCGGCAUGAGUGACAAGCUCGGAGUCAUGACCUACACGGACAUUACCAAGCAGAGCCCCGAGACGCAAGCUGCCGUCGAGCAGGAAGUCAGGGCUCUGCUGAAGGAAUCCUACGAACGAGCUAAGAACAUCCUGAAGACCUACAGCAAGGAGCACAAGAAGCUAGCGGACGCUCUGCUCAGACAUGAAACCCUGGAUGCCAAAGAGAUCCAAAUGGUGCUGGAAGGAAAACCUCUGGACCACUAAGACAUUCAAAGGCCCCCUGUACUCUGUAAAUAAGAUGCUGUGCAAACAGGCAGAAGCAUUUUGGAGGCAUCUGAUUGGUUUUAUUCCUCCUUUUGACCAUGUGAAAAGCUGGAUGUAAUGUUUCAGCCCUCAGACAUUUUUAUCUCUUUGUUUUUCCUGCAAAGGACUUUCCUUUACAAGGAAAUGAUCAACUAAUUUAUAGACACGUCUUGUUUUUCGUAUAUAAUUUCAUUCAGCAGAGUGAUGCUUGUGGUGUCUUUGAUCUCGACAGAGCUCAUGGUUAGUUAUAGAUCCUUUACCAGUCCGAUGAACACCUUAAGACCUUGACGUACCUCAAUCUAGAACGUACUGCUCAUCUGCAGUAAAGUACAGCUCAUUCUGAUGCGAACUGGUAAACUCACAGAAGAAGAGGUUCAUAUUUUAUGUUUUCACCUGCAUAUUUUGUCAUUUUUAAGUUAUUUCAGUGCCCAAAGGAGUGUUGCAUUUUUUUUCUUUUAGGGAAAAUGACAGCUCCUCUUAUUCACCUCGGGGGAAAAACUGUAACCGUUAGGAGACGAGCCAGUUGUUUAUGUAAAUAUUCUGUAAAGAGUCUAAAACGACUGAUUAGGUGCUUCUGUUACUUUAGACGACUGCCUUCUUGAAGCUCCAAUAAAGAUUACUCUCAGGAAACAAAUGUUGGGAAGGGUUUCAGUGCUUUAGGAGUCAAAAUAAGACAGAAUCAUGUUGUAACAGUUGUAUAAAAAAACUUGGGAUCUUUGCUUCGUACAGUAGUCUGGAAAAAAAAUGUGGAAUUUGAGAGAAGUAUUUUUCAGACCUGGAUUGGUGAGAACAAAUAAUUGUACACUGCUCAAAAAAAAUAAAGGGAACACUUAAACAACA